Molecule: messenger RNA, 2055 nt
Organism: Cheilinus undulatus (humphead wrasse)
Lineage: Eukaryota; Metazoa; Chordata; Actinopteri; Labriformes; Labridae
Gene: mmp21
Product: matrix metallopeptidase 21
Exons: 7
Coding region: 1-2055 (684 amino acids)
Biological process (GO): collagen catabolic process; proteolysis; extracellular matrix organization
Cellular component (GO): extracellular matrix
Molecular function (GO): metalloendopeptidase activity; zinc ion binding
Source: RefSeq, a predicted model, not a curated record
AUGCUGACUUCUAUCCAGCUGAUCUUUUUGCUUUUUUGGACGAGCAUUGGCUCAGCUGAUGCAGAGAGAAUCUUUCAUAAUCGGGACCAUUCUGACGUGCAGAACCUAAACUUGCAUCAAGCUGAGGUUAUAAACGACAAAUAUGGAUUCAUUAAACCGGUGAACUGGGAGGAGGUCCAGUUUGAGGAUGUUGACACAUCAUUCACUGAAGACCUCCUGGAUGACUUUCAGGGUAAGAUCCAAGAAGGAACCUCACUGCAUCGUUCGAGAGAUUCUCCUCGUGUUGGGGAUCCGGAUGGCGGAGACACUUUCACAGAGAGCCAGGCGUUUAUUUCAGCACUUGAGGAGUUUCAGAGGGUGUCAGGCCUCCCAGUCACUGGCGUGUUUGAUGAGGCCACAAAGGAGGCGAUGAACAAACCGAGGUGUGGAGUCCCUGACAAGGAGAUUCAUGAAGAACUUGAGAGCGGUAGUAACUCAGACAUUGAGGACAGUUUUAGUGAGACUUUUAAUGAGACUGAGACUAACAGCACAGUGAGUGAAACAACCAGUGAUGCUUCAUUUAGUGCCGAAAACACCUUUAAAGAUGACACAUUCAAUUUUAAUGACACGGAAAGUGUCCUCACGAGCAUUUCCAAUGACACCAGCAGUAAUUACACUGAUGAUUCUGAUGCAUUUGAUCCCAUUUCAAAUAAAACGUCUCCAACUGAUAUCAGCUCAACCAGGAAAACAGUAAACAUCAGCAUGGGCCUUGAUCAGAGUAAAGCAGUGCAAAGUAGAAAACGUCACCUGGCCGCUCUCGUAUCCAGAAACAGGCAGAAGAGAGAUUUGAGUGACACAGGUUACAUGGCUUUUUGUAAGAGGGUGCUGAAGUGGAGGCUGAUAGGAGAAGGCUACAGCAGUCAGCUGUCCAUUGAAGACCAGAGGUACAUCUUCAGACUGGCCUUCAGGAUGUGGAGCGAGGUGUCUCCGCUGGAGUUUAUAGAGGAUACACGCUCUCCGUUGGAGGAUGUGGACAUCAGGCUGGGCUUUGGUACAGGAAGGCACCUGGGAUGCAAUCAGAGGUUCGACGGCACUGGUCAAGAAUUCGCCCAUGCCUGGUUCUUGGGUGACAUACACUUUGAUGACGAUGAACAUUUUACCGGUCCCAAUGCUGGCAGUGGAAUCAGCCUCCUCAAAGUGGCUGUUCAUGAGAUCGGCCAUGUUUUGGGCCUCCCUCACAUCUACAGACAAGGCUCUAUAAUGCAGCCCAGUUAUCUGCCCCAGGAGUCUGGCUUUGAGAUGGACUGGAUGGACAGAAAGGCCAUACAGCACCUCUACGGGGGCUGUAAAGGCCGAUUCAACACAGUGUUUGACUGGAUCAGAAAGGAAAAGACGCCCCAUGGGAAUGUGGUAAUUCGUUUUAACACCUAUUUCAUGAGGGACGGCUGGUACUGGCUGUAUGAGAACAGAAAUAACAGAACACGGUAUGGAGAUCCAGUCGCUCUGCAAAUUGGCUGGCGAGGAAUCCCCAUGGAUGGAGUGGAUGCUUAUGUUCAUGUGUGGUCCAGGAAAAGAGAUGCUGUUUACUUCUUUAGAGGUACUCAGUUUUGGAGGUACGACAAUGACAAUGAUCAGGCAUUCAGACAGGACCCUGAAGGGCACCGCUAUCCCAGGUUAAUCUCUGAAGGUUUCCCGGGGGUCUUUAGUCCCAUUGACACAGCAUUUUAUGACAGGAGAGACUCCCUCAUCUACUUCUUCAAAAACACUCUUGUGUAUGCCUUCGACGUGGAAGCCAACAGCUUGGCAAGAGGCUUCCCCAGAAACAUCAGAGAUGUUUUCCCCGCAGUGCAGAGUGGAGACCAUCCAGAUGGCAACAUUGACGCUGCCUACUUCUCUUACACCCACAAUGCCAUCUUUCUACUCAAGGGCACGCGCUUCUGGCAGGUGGUGGGCAGCCGAAAUCGCUGGCGCCGGCCCUUUCUGCCGCGGAAUGGCCUGCUGCCACACAAGGAGGUGGAUGAGCAGUGGUUUGACAUCUGUAAUGUUCAUCCCACGGCACUCAAACUCACACGGUGA